GUGCGGCUGAACACUAGUGGAUGCUCUACCCAGAUUAGGGAUGACGCGACGGAGGACCACGGCGACAAGACUGCCUCGUCUCGCCUAGCAAGGUUCUUUUCCACGCAGCUGUGCCCAGUUCCUACGAUUCUAGGCCCGAUCCGAUAUGAUGGAUCCCUCAAAUCCUGCAGUCUCUUUUAAAUACGUGGAGGGUCCCCUCAUUUCCUCCCGCAAACUUCCAAGUUCAAACAAACCGGACAACCUAAGACGAGCCUCCGCGACGGCAAUCGAAGCGAAAACAUGUCUCAAGUCAAUAGUUCGGCGGCAUACACAUCGGGGGGUGACGGUACAGGGCCCCUAAUCGUCCACACCCCUCUGUGGGUUACCAUCGUCCGCGGUUUCCAGGCAUUCUUCGCCUUCCUCAUCCUGAUCCUCGCUGGUCUCCUCAUCCACGGACUCGCCCUGGAUGCGGUCGUCUUUGGUCUUGUCUGCGCUCUCUUCACCUUCAUCAUAGUCACGUAUGCGCUCGUCUCCGAGAAGGCGGCCAGCUGCCAGACCGCCUACAACAUCUGGGCGAUCCUCUCGCUCGACCUCUUCAUAGCCAUCUUCUGGCUGUCGUCCAUGGGCGCCAACGCCGCCCUGCGCGCCGCCUUCACCGUCAGCGUGAACGCGAGCUGCUAUAACGACGGGAGCGCCAUCAAUUCAGGCCACUGCAUCGUGUCAAGGCAGGAGAACGGCCUGCAGAAGAGAUAUGCCGUCGCCAGCAAGGCGGGCUUGGCGGAAAUGAGCGCCAUCGCUGGGUUGAGCGCUCUCGAAAUGCUCCUCUUCAUUGCGACACUUGUGUUCAACGGCCACGCCUUCCGCAUGUACCACCAGGAGAAGAAGGGUCAGGUCGCCGACAACAGCACCGUUGAGAUGAAGCCUCAGUACGACCCGGCGCAGCAGCCUGGCGCCCAGCAGUACCCGCAAUAUACCGACCAACAACAGUAUCCAUCGCAGGCCUACCCGCAACAGCAGGCCCAGCCUCAGCAACAGCAGCCGUACGAUGACACGGCGUACGCCCAACAGCAGCAAUAUCCCCAGCAGCAAUAUCCCCAGCAACAAUAUCCCCAGCAGCAGUACGCCCCAACCACAUACCAGGCCCCCGUCCAAGAUCCGUCUCAAGGGUACUCGGGCGGGUAUGCCCAGCAGACGCCGGAUCCCUUCCAGCAGCACCCGUACAGCCCCCACGGCACGCCGGCGCAGCAACAACCGCCCUACCACCCGCCUCAGUGAGCGGCGGGGUUCCGGUAGGGGUAUGCAGGGUGACGACUGCAAGGAGGUGCGAUUUUCGUAUGAUAGAAACCUGCGUGUGUUAGCGAGCUUCCGGUUCGAGGGUUAUUCUGGGUAAUUAAUAC
Molecule: messenger RNA, 1376 nt
Organism: Phialemonium atrogriseum
Lineage: Eukaryota; Fungi; Ascomycota; Sordariomycetes; Cephalothecales; Cephalothecaceae
Exons: 3
Coding region: 280-1254 (324 amino acids)
Source: RefSeq, a predicted model, not a curated record